Pocillopora meandrina is the source of this 420-nucleotide messenger RNA. The record is from the annotation of a GenBank genome assembly. Lineage: Eukaryota; Metazoa; Cnidaria; Anthozoa; Scleractinia; Pocilloporidae.
AUGUUUCUUCUCAUUGGUAGCGUUUUGAAAGCACAGUUGGUACAUGAUAUAUUAAAAUGCUUUGGACUUUUAGCAGAUGAAUUUUUUGAUGUGUCUAACAAAGAGCAGCUUGUCACAUUUGUUAAAUUCGUCCAUCCUGAAACUGGCAAAGCAAAUACUGCUUUCCCAGCAGCAAGCAAUCUGUUGGGGAAUUCAAGCUCAGCUGAUGCUGAAGCAAUAACAAAUGCUAUUGUUGCACAACAGAGGAUGCUGGGAUCGAUAAAAAGAAGCUUUCAAGUUUUUCCUGAGAUGGAGCUUCAGUUAUGACAGGGGAAAGAAAUGAUGUUGGCGCAAGAUUGCGAGCUGAAAACAAGGCUUUAAUAAAUAUACACUAACAGUUUAACAACAAAAUAUGUAGAUGCCUUAAAAGAGAACAUUUAG